CGUCCGCGCAUGCGCAUUGCCGCUGUCCGCGCUCGUGUGGGGCCCGUGAAGAUCCAGCGGGAGUGUUAGCUGUGUAAUGGCGGCUUCGGUGUUGCUCUCCGCGGAAAGCGCCGUGCCCUCUUUUACCGUCGGCCAUCCCGCCGGUGCGGCGGGAACUACUCAUCACGGAUUAUCCAAUGCUCCCGGACCCGCGUCCUGGAACCGCUCGCUGGACCGGGCGCUGGACGAGGCGGCGGCCACCGGAACGCUCAACCUGAGCGGCAGGAAGCUGAAGGAGUUCCCGAGGAGCGCCGCCGGACACGACCUGACCGACACCACCCGGGCCGAUCUAUCACGAAACAGGUUGACGGAGCUGCCGGUGGAGGUGUGCAUGUACGUGUCGCUGGAGAAUCUGAACCUGUACCAGAACUGCCUACGUUCUCUUCCAGAGAGUCUGAUCAACCUACAGUCUCUCACCUACCUAAACAUCAGUCGAAACCAGUUGUCCAGUCUCCCCGCUCAUCUGUGCCGACUGCCGCUCAAAGUUUUGAUCGCCUGCAAUAACAAGCUGCUAUCGCUGCCGGAGGAUCUGGGCAGACUCAGACAGCUCACUGAACUGGAUGUCAGCUGUAAUGAGAUCCAGACGCUUCCUCCACAGAUCGGUCAGCUGGAAGCUCUGCGUGACCUCAACAUCCGCAGAAACCACCUCGUUCGUCUGCCUCCUGAGCUGGCAGAGUUGCCGUUGGUCCGGCUCGAUUUUUCCUGUAAUAAGGUAACGACGAUCCCAGUGUGCUACCGCAAUCUCAGACACCUCCAGAGCAUCAUUCUUGACAACAAUCCUCUCCAGAGUCCACCUGCACAGAUCUGUAUAAAGGGAAAGAUCCAUAUAUUUAAAUAUCUCAACAUGGAGGCGUGUAAAGCAGCAUCAGACCUUCCAGACUACGACAGAAGACCAGUGCCCUACGGAUCCUAUGCAGAGGAUUUGUUUCCCGGCCGGCCGUACGGAGCUCUGGACUCUGGCUUUAACAGCGUGGACAGCGGAGACAAGAGGUGGUCAGGAAAUGAGGCAAGUGUUAUUCAGAUCACUCUUAUCAAGAAUCUACUCUAUCCUGCUGUUGUUCUUUAUUAUCGCUUUAUUUAUUGUUCCGUUCCUCCUCUUCCCCAUCUAAAGCCUUCAGACGAGUUGUCAGACUUGCCGUUGAGAGUGGCGGAAAUCACCAAAGAGCAAAGACAGAGACGAGACCGAGAAAGAGAGCGCGAGGAUCCUCGGACGGGGUCUCACGUGACCAAUGGCACAUUGGAAACGGAGAUUGAACAGAUAGACUUCAUUGACAGCUGUACGGUGGAUGAUGAGGGGGAGGAUGGGCGGAGCCGUAGAGGGGCGGAGCCUGUCAGCCUCAGCUCACAGUUCAUGGCCUACAUUGAAAGACGAAUCACCAGAGAGGGUUCACCUGUGAAGACCAGCCCAUUCAGAGACUUGAGAACCGAUGAUCCGAGACACCAAACCUCCUUAAAUAACCGUGGUGGGUCAGAUACAGCGGUCACAUCUUCGUUCACUCAUAACCAGCGGUCCGCUGGUGUGUUGUCAGGUUCUGGUGGCGGUGUGGAGCGAGUGAGAAGAGAAGCUCAUCUGGCGGCUCUGCGGUACGAGGAAGAGAGACAGAAAACAAGAUCAGUGCAAAGAGAUGCUCUUAUGAAUAAUGCCAAGCACAAGUUGUCUCAGAGCCCUUCGAAGCUCAGUCCAACAGACAGUGAGAAUCUGUACCCCUCCAGACGGUCCACUCACACCGAUGACUCCGCCCUCUUCAUGAGUGAGUUUGAGCCCCUACUGAUAUUUGAGAUAGACACAGAUACCAACACUAUAAAGAAGAGGCCAGACCCUCACAAACAGUGUCUCUCUGCUGUGCCUCUGGAUGGGUGUGUGUCUCCCACUUUCUCCGUCUCUGCCUCCUGUACGCCGCAGCAAGGUGAAGAUUAUGCCUCGGUGUCACCCUCCGCGCUCCAGUCCCCUCAGUCCCCCCCGUCCCCCUCCUGCGGCCCCAAUCAGAGACCCGAGAGUUACCUGUUUCGCCUGAGUCAGCGAGAGGAGAAGAAAAAAGGAGAAUCUGGCACAGAGAAGGCGGAGCCGGUGGAAGCCACUCCCACACAGAGCCCCGCCCCAACGGGAGAGGAGGCGAUCCUAAUAGAGCAGCUGAGAAGGAAUAUCGAGUGUCGACUCAAGGUGUCCUUACCUAGUGAUCUUGGGGCAGCUUUGACUGACGGGGUCGUGUUGUGCCAUCUGGCCAACCACGUGCGUCCCCGAUCCAUAUCGAGCAUCCAUGUACCCUCACCGGCAGUGCCCAAACUGACGAUGGCCAAGUGUCGACGAAAUGUGGAGAACUUCCUGGAGGCGUGCCGCAGAAUUGGAGUUCCUCAGAGCCAGCUGUGUCUCCCUCUGCACAUCCUGGAAGAGAGAGGUUUGCCUCAGGUGGCCGGGACGGUUCGGGCCCUUCUGGAUCUGGCCCCUCCGAAAAACACGCCCUCCCCCAGCACGACCCCCGCCGGGCUCAACACGGUCUCCCCCCUCGCCCUGUAGGACCGAGAGCUAAAGGAGUCUCCACCCAUCACCCCCAAAGAUCUUUAAGACCCCUUUCUGAUCUUGAGUGACACUCAGAAUGGUUCUGUAAGGGUAACACACACACACACACACACACACACAUACACACACUACCUGCUCUUCAAACCCGGAGAGAAGAGAUGACUGACGAGACCUGCGAACAUGUCCAGAGACUUCUUUGAAGCUAGAUUUCUAUUUCGUUUUUAACACUUCAUUAUCUUUAACUAUUAUGGGUGGUGUUUAUUUUUAUUCUGUAUUGUUUUUAUUAUUAUUAUUAUUAUUAUCGACUCUGAAGUUAUGUGAGAUUGAGAGUUCACGUAUCGGAGUUACUUUGGCUACUUUGGUUUAAUCUCACAAAAACCUGCGCAGGUCACAUUUCACAUGAAAUAAAAUAAGAUGACACUUACAGAAAUGGAAACAUUUUUUAGGACCACUGUGAUUUGUGUGACAUUAUUUUCAUAACGUGCAAAACAAUUUCUCAUUAUCACAAUGCAAAGAAAAAUGUAUUUUUUAAAUAAAACUUUUUUUUUUUUAUAAUCCAUUUGAAUAUUGGUCUAUUUUUUUCAGUGCAUUAUAAUGCAAAUAAAAUGAUGUAUUUAUAUAAAUAAUAAAAAACAAUUUUAAUAAACAAUUUGCUUUGCAUUAUACUGCAGUGAAAAAUAAAUACAUAUUUUUUUUUACACAAAUUUUCAUGGUGUACUGUUAUUAUGAUAAUGAAAUAUUAAAUAAAUUGUAAAGCAUUUGAAUUUAUGAAAUUAAAUUACUUACAUUUAUUAAAAUAACUUUAUGCAUUUAUUUUAUUAAAUUAACUUAAUACCUUUAAUUCGUGAAGAUUUAAAUAAUCGUUGUAUUGCCAUAUCUGUACUGUAUUACAGUAAUGAGAAUAAUUAUUGAAUAAUGAGAAUUACUAAAACGAAAUAAUAAAACGUUCAAAUGCAUCAUGACAAUGAGAACUGGAGCAGGAAAUGAAUUCAUUUUUAUGAAAGUAAUGUCAUAAUGAAAAAGAUAACUAAACCUUGCCAUAGACUGUUUUCUUGUUUAUUUUAGGUGAAGUGUGGCGUGUUUCCGUGAGAUUCAACUGUGAGCGUUUAGAGAAACGGUCCAGAGCAGCGUGUAAAUGACUGAAUGACACUAAUUCGCAGCUGUCCUAGAAUAACACACGAGGGAUCCAGAGAGUUUCUGUACAGUUUUAGUGUUUUUUUCUUUUUCUAAUGACCCUUUUAGUGCUACUUUGAGUACUACAAUCGCACCAGAAGAAAACUAUUAAAACUUAAAGAGCUCACAGACUUUAUUGACCUAGUCAAAUUGAGAGGCAUAUUAAAGUGCUAUAGCAAUGUUUAGCAUGAUGGGCACAGUUAAAAAACAAAACAAAAAAAAUAUAUAUAUGUAAAGAUGUUUGAAACACGGUAAAUGAAUAAAACACUUAUAUUUUCAUAGCCUAUUUUCGAGCGGCGAGGGCUGAUUUCUAUUGCUGUUGUGUGUUUAUAUGUAACUGGUUUUGCAUGUGUGGGAUUCUGGGUGUUGGGAGUUGGACUGAAAUGGGACGGCAGUAUAAAAGCUGUUUUUAUUUUAUUUCCUUUUUAUUGAGAUUGUUACAUUGGCACCGUUGCAUGUCUUUGAUUAUGGAUUGUCUUCAACACAACACACGUCUCCUCCGGGGCCCAGACGUCUGUGUGUGUGGUUCACUCGUUGAGGAUGUAGGCUUUGCAGAUCCACUUGGAGUGAGUCCUGAACACGGUCAAGAGCAUGACCAGGUCAUUACACCCCAAAAUCAAGAGAAAUCAAUUAUGUUUACUUAUUUUUCAUGACAAGUAAGCACAUUUUUACUGCAUGCUUUAAAAUAUAAAACAGGUUCAUUUAAAUAAUGCACAAUAAUGCAAUGGGAAUGUGUUAAAGCAAGUUUUUUUUUAUUGUUAUUAGUAUGCUAAGAAUUUCAUUAAAUGAUGCUUUGUAGACUUAAUUGUCUGCAUUAUAAUGUUGUGAAAAAAAAAAAAUUAAACACGAUUUGUUCCCCCACUGCAUUAUAACACAAAAAUAAAAAUGAAACAUGUUUUUUUGUUUUUUUAUUCAAAUAAUACAGUAUAAUGCAUUGGGGGAGGGGAAAACAUUUUCAAACAAAUGUUUACUGCAUUAUAAUGAUAUUAAAAAUAUUAUUUUAAUAAACACUUUUAAACUUAUAAAUAAUUUUCUUAGCAUUAUAAUUCAGUAAAAAACUAUUAAAAUGUUUUCCCCCCUCUAUGACGCUGUGAUUCAUUAUAAUGCAGUUUUAAAAAAAAUACAACACUUUCCGCUGUUUAAUAAUGCAAAGAAAAUAAAAUCCCCAAUAAAAUUCUACUAUGUAUUAUUUAAAAAAAAAAAAAAAUUAAAUAUUAAGUCUUUAAAUAUUAUUUAUUAUAUAAAAUUAUAAAAUGAACUCGAAUGACAAUCACCAUAAUUAAUCGUUUUAAUUACAAUAAACCACUUUGCUGGUAAGAAUUUUGUUUUUAUAAAUAUAUAUAUAUAUAUAUAUAUAUAUAUAUAUAUAUAUAUAUAUAAUUAAAGAAAUAAACAUUUGAUGCGAAAAUGUGCUUAUUUAUUAUGAAAAUAAAAUAACAAUGAAAAAAAAAAAAAAGAAAAAGCUUGACAAUAGGCUACAUUUUCUUUAUGCAAAAAUUAUCUUAAAAAAAAAGGUCUUUUUUUUUUUUAUUAUUUUUAUUUUUAUUUUUAUGUGACGAUGAAAUGUGACCUGGGCAUAUUUUCAUGUGAUUCACUCAUAGGGUCAUGAACAUGCUGUUAUUUAUGUGGGUUUCAGAGAUAAUAAUGCCACAUUUACAAAACUCCUCAUCAUCUUUAAUAUGCCUGAUAAAAGAAAAUACUGAGAGCGGAAGAAAGAGGUGUAGAAAACCGACUCAUUUAAGUUACGGUUUCAACUUGCUUUUUUAGAGACUUUAAAAUGGGAAUUAAAAGUGGUAUAAAAAUAUCUAACGAAAGGUUUUGUAUAUUUUUACUAUGUUUGUUUUUAGUUUUCUCUAUAAAAUGAAUAGUUUGACUAGGGUUAUUUCCCCAGCACAGAUCAUGUAGUUUCUUCUGCAGGGUUUGUCUCUGCGUGUCUGUACAGUAAUAAAUACAUUCCAUACGUUUAUAAGUAUGAACCACUGUCCACCUGAAACACGAGGACCUACUGUGCGCUUCCAGACAACCCCAACAUUAGCCGUUUUAUUUUCACGCUUUUGUUUUUGAACACUUCUCCCUGCAAAACAUUUUCUGUAAAAUUUUGAUGUUGGACAUGAGAUGGUCUGAACAUUUGGAUUUAUGAAAUAUACAUUAAUAAAAAGUUUCCCAUUUC
Molecule: messenger RNA, 5900 nt
Organism: Carassius gibelio (silver crucian carp)
Lineage: Eukaryota; Metazoa; Chordata; Actinopteri; Cypriniformes; Cyprinidae
Product: DISP complex protein LRCH3
Exons: 21
Coding region: 77-2554 (825 amino acids)
Molecular function (GO): protein binding
Source: RefSeq, a predicted model, not a curated record